Messenger RNA from Pleuronectes platessa (European plaice), 7108 nucleotides. It is a transcript of the gene nup214, whose product is annotated as nucleoporin 214. Gene Ontology annotation, molecular function: structural constituent of nuclear pore; protein binding. The transcript is spliced from 37 exons. Gene Ontology annotation, biological process: protein import into nucleus; RNA export from nucleus. Lineage: Eukaryota; Metazoa; Chordata; Actinopteri; Pleuronectiformes; Pleuronectidae. Gene Ontology annotation, cellular component: nuclear pore. The record is from RefSeq and is a predicted model, not a curated record. Bases 163 to 6072 code for a protein of 1969 amino acids.
CGUUGUUUCCUUUACCAAAAAACGCGCCGCGGCGUGUGUUUGUACAGUUCCCGAGUUUCAGCCCCAAUGUGGCUUCACAUGAAUCUGGUUCACAUCCACACCAGGAUAGACACGCAGUGAAUCGGCAGGUUCUCCGUAAAGCAGCGGUCGCUCUCCGUCAGAAUGAGCGACGACACGGACUCUCCCCCCGAGAGGGAAAUGAAGGAUUUUCAGUUUCGUCAGAUGAAGAAAGCAAGAGUUUUUGCACCUGCUGGGGAUUUGCCUGAAGAAAGAUCCACUCUGCUCGCCCUCUCAAAUAAAUAUGGCUUAUGUUUUGUUGGGCUCAACAGAACAUUCAAAGUUUACCUGACACAUGAUAUACUGGCUGCUGAUAGAGUUGAUGGAACCUCCAAUGAAAUAGUCAAUGGAAUACCAGUGUUGGCAGAGGUGACGGUGGAACUGGCUGUGCACCACUUGGCUCUCAGCUGUGAUGAACUUACAUUGUCAGUAUGUGGCGUCUCUGAGGGAGGGGGGUUAUUCCUCACUUUCUACGAUGUCCGCACCUUCAUUAACAAGGCGAAACAACAGAAGUUACCUUUUGCAUCACUGCAGGCAGCCGUAUCCUCUGGCACUGUGGUGCAGGACCUGAAGUGGAAUCCCGCCCAGGCGUCCACUGUGGCUGCCUGUCUGUCUGACGGCAGCAUGCUGAUUUUGGAUGUGACAGACGGUGUCAAAGUGCAGGCACAGCUACCAGCAUCGAGUGGCAUCACAUGCCUAAGCUGGAGUCCGAAAGGAAAACAAGUCGCUGCAGGAAAAAUGAAUGCCACAGUCAGUCAGUACACACCAGCACUAGAGGAAAAGAAGGUGAUCCCAUGUCCACACUUCUACAGUUCUUCCCCUGAUGAACCGGUCAAAGCUCUGGAUGUGCUCUGGCUGAAAACCUUUGUGUUUGCGGUGGUAUACGCUGCUGCGGAUGGAUCCCUUGAGACUCCUCCCGAGCUCGUGUUGAUCUCCCUCCCUAAAAAGGAUGAGAAGGUGGAGACGAAGUAUCUAAACUUUAGUGACACGGUGUACGGCAGCUGCACUGAACGACUGCACCACUACUUCCUGAGCCAUGUAGAGGACUGGGACCUUGUGUUUGCGGCAUCAGCAGCUUCCAUUGAGGUCAGCGUCAUAUCCAGACAAGACGACAAGAUAUGGGAACUUUGGAUCCUGGAAGAUGCAAGUCGGGCUGAGCUUCCAGUGACUGGGACAAAUGAAGACACUCUGCCGCUCGGCUUCGCCAUAGACUACACCAGCCAGCAGGAUAUCUGGAUCUCUGAAGAGAAGACCUUACCACCAGCGCCCACAAUGCUCAUUCUAUCCACAGAGGGUUUACUCUGCCCGUUUGCGCUGCUCAAUCUCAACCCUGGUGCGAAGCAGCUGGUCUCAGGCCCCAGCCCGCUCCCCCUGGAGGGGGAGAGACUGCCCAAGCUAGGUUCUGUGGCAGCCCAACCACCAAAAGCUGCUGCCUCCUUCCCAUCUGCCCCAGCCGUGUUCCAAAACCUCGGCCUAACAUCAGCAGCUGCUCCCACUCCUGCAGCUCCCGUUGCCUCUUCCGCCGCUGCUCGGUUCGGCUUUGCUACGACGGCUCCUGUUACAACGUCCUCGUCGGCCUUCUCUUUCUCUGUCCCAUCUACCGGCGCCCCCUCAGCCCCUUCAGCUUUCUCCCUGGGGGGAUCCACGCCUUUUGGCUCAGGAUCCGCAGGCUUUUCCUUUGCCUCCAAACCUCCCUCUGAUACUCCCUCAGCACCUUCUGCAUUUUCCAUCAGCACCCCUUCCAUCAAACCGUCAGCGGUAGCAGCUCCAGCACCUCACAGCCUUACUGCCGCCUCCCCACUCACAGUGAAAAUGAAUCUGAAUGAGAGGUUUUCAGCAGUGGAGACCCCAGCACAAGCCCCACAGUCUUUGUCCUUCACUUCUCCAAUACCCAAACCAGUUGUCUCCAAUUCCAGUAGUUUGACCGCCCCUCCACUCGCAGUUGCUAAGCCACCAGCUGUACUUACCCCAGUGCGUCCAGUUCAAACCAGCAUGCCGCCCACAGUUGUCCAGAAACCAACUCCUGCAGCCCAAAGCCGAAUCCAAGCUCCACAGACCCCUGUGGCACCUGUGAAGGCCGUGGAGAAGCAGCCACAGCAAAAGAAAGAGUCGGAUCACAUCAUGGCCGCUAUAUUUGAAGAGAUCGCACACUUCCAGCAGGAGUUGGAUGACCUUAAGGCAAGAAGCGCAAGAGCUGAUUUCAAGGUUGGCACCAACGAGGAGAUGAAGGAGUUGAGGAAGGAGUCAGAGGACCUACAUAUUUUCACGCUGGAGAUCAAGGAAACUACAGAGUCUCUCAAUGGGGAUAUUGGGACUCUGAAGACCACCUUAUUGGAAGGCUUUGCUGGGGCAGAAGAAGCCAGCACCCAGAGUGAGCUGAGCAAAGAUGACAAUAACAGACAGCUGCUUUACAAAAAACCUCUGGACCCGCGCAGUGAGGAACGACUCAAGGAGAUUCGCAGACUCUACCAGUACGUCACAUUUGCUGUGGAAGACGUCAACGAUGUGUUGAAUGUGGAAUGGGAGAAACAUCUGGAGAAGAAGAAAAAGUUGAAACACAUGUCCGUGCCAGGGCGUGAGGGUCUUUUCACAACACUGGCCAACAACCUGUACAUCAUCGAGCAGCAAAAGCACAGGUUGGACCAAUUGGUUAAAGACCUCAGUUCACUGAUGCUCUACAACAAGACGACUACAGCUACUGCAAACCAAAAUAAUGCUGCAGCAACAACAGCUGGUUUGGAAAGUGAGCUCGAAAGUUUAAGGGAUGCACUCCUGAAAGCCAGACUGGACACUUCACCUCCCAAAACCAAAUCCAGAUCUCCAGUCAAGAUCUCACCAGUGAAACAGUCCCAGCUACGCAACUUCCUGUCAAAGGGGCAGAUGCCUCCUGUCCGCUCAACUGCACCAGCCAACCUGUCUCGAUCCGCCUUCCUUUCACCUAAAUACUACGAGGACUUGGAUGAUGUGAGCUCUACCUCCACCAUGUCCCAGUCCCUGGACCCCAACCCGGCUCACUUGGAGCUGGAGGAGGAGGAGGAGGAACUACAGCCAGAGGCCCUCCUUGUUAUACCCCAAGCACUUGCCACCCCUCGUCACCCCACUGUCGUGAGGACCCCCUCUAUCCAGCCUGGCUUUGGAGCAAUCCAGUCUACGCCGCUAAACAAAAUUCACCAAUUACAGACUAUGGGCUUUGGACUCAGCCCUAUUGCCAGCCCUGUUCCAAGCAAUAAGAUCAACCUCAGCGGGCCUGACAGCACGGCUCUUGCCACAAAGACGGUCAAACAUGGAGCCCCAUCGGGUGAGAGGACCGGACCUGUCACCAACCCCGCCCAGCAGGCCGCAUUCACUGCUGCUCUACGCAGGCAGUAUGCCAAUCAGAAGACGGCUGUUGUCGGCGCUUCCUUGACAGAGUCCACUUUGAAGACGGUCCCUCAGGUCCUCAAUAUUCAAGAGCUCAAGGAGAAAGGGUCUCCUGUACAAGUUUCCAAUAUCAUCAGCUCCCCAGAUCCAGCAGCGCAACUCUUUGCAACAGUUUCUUCCACGCAGGCUAAACGAAAUCCUUACCAAGGCAUCCAGACGAUGUCCGCUGAAAGUACAACCACCCCACAGACAGGCUUUGUGUUCAGUCAUCCAUCCAAACCUGAUGUUUCCGCGGCUCCUGCAAGCUCAGCGGAUCAAAACAGCAGCAAAGGUUUCUCCUUUGCUUCAGGGUCCACAGGCUUCGGUUUUGCUUCAGCUGCACAGGGAGCUGGAAUAUCACAAGCAAAGGAUGUGAGUAAGUUUUCCUUUGGUGGAAAUGGAAAAAUAGGAUUCGGCCAGGCUGGAGACGAGGCAUUCUCCUUCGUCCCAAAGUCCACGUCCCCUGCUCUACGCACGGACUCGCCCACCCUGCCUCCAAACCCACCGGGAGAAGCAGCCAUACCAACCUCUACCGCAACAUCCCUCAAGGCAGAGCCACAGCCGCCUAAGACAGUUGGAGGGGAGACACUGGGCAGUUUCUCAGGACUUCGCGUGGGCCAAGGAGAAGAAGCCAAAGAUGCCUCCGCCAAACCUUCUGCUGGCUCGUUUGCCUUCGGGGACAGUGGAGUUGGGAUGGGCAAGGGAGCAGCACAGUUCAGCUUUGGUACAGGUAUCCAAAAGUCUGCAGAAGAUUCCACAGGCAGUUUGUUUAAGCCUCCUGAAUCAACUAGUAAGCCAGCUUUCGCUGUUCCCCAGUCAGGCUCAGCUCCCACAGCUUUACCUACGUCUUUCAGCAGUCUCCUUGUAGAAUCUUCAGACUCCUCAGAGGAACCAAAAGCUCCACCCCAACCAUCAGAAGCCACCCCACCCCCUGAAAGAGAAGCAGCUUCUGAACCCAUUGUAGAGAGCGCCAGUGCCCCAGAAGAACCCGACUCUGCAGGGGAGGCUGCCACAAUAGACACCACACCAGCACCAGCAGCACUAACACCCCCACCUCCUUUGGCCACAACUGCCCCUACCCCAGAACCUCCCCCCUUCAUCGCUGCCCCAGCUGAAGCCGCCCCUCCACCACCAUAUGGUGCUGUUCACACAAUCGAAGCUACAGCAGACACCACCAACGCUGCUCCUGUGUCCACUUCACCAGCUGCCACCUUCUCUGCUGUGCCGGUCCCCCAGGUUGUACCAGCAGCAUUUCAGGUUCCCUCUUCUGACAAGCCUGGCUCCAUUUUUACUCAGUCUGCUCCUGUAACAACAGACAGCCACACCAUUGGAAUCACAACAGUAAUCAACACAGUUGCCAAUACAGCCACCACUCCCACCCACACAGUUGUGAGCACUGCAACAACUACUGCUGCCACUGUCUUUGGGCAACCUGUUGCACCUCCAGCUUCCUCAGCCCCCUCAACUCCAGCAAUCACAGGAUUUGGCUCAUCUGGGUUUGGUGCAUCACCUGGAGCUAAUUUUGGCAAAACUGUAUUUGGCCAGGUGAGUGGCUUUGGCCAGCCCGCCAGUAACACUGUAGCAGCUAGUGGCUUUUCUUUUGGCCAGACAGCCUUUGGAGCGAGCUCUACCAUUGCAACCACUGGAGGAGUAGGAGGGGGAGGAGGAAGUCUUUUUGGUGCUUCUACUACAAGUACCUUCCCGUUUGGCCAAGGCGGUGCCAACACAGACAGCAACACCGGGUCGGGACCGUUUGGACAGAGCACAGCCCCAGCGUUUGGCCAGAGUUCGGGAUUUGGGCAAGGGUCUGUGUUUGGUAGUAACACCACCACGUCUUCGUCGACAGGAUUCAGCUUUGGACAGUCCUCAGGCUUUGGUUGCUCCUCUGCCGCUCCCUCGUUUGGCCAGCAACCGAGCACUGGCAGUGUGUUUGGACAGCAGCAGCAGCAGCAGCAGCAACCAUCUAGUGGGAGUGUGUUUGGUUCAGGUUCAGCCAACCCUGCAGGCCCAUCAGCUGGUGGAGGAUUCUUCAGUGGCCUGGGAGGCAAACCCACUGAGGAGGCUGCCAACAAGAACCCAUUUGGCGCUCCUCCCGCCACCGGAGGAUUUGGCCAGCCUGCUCAGACAGGUGCCAACACUCUGUUUGGGAGUAGUGGUGCCAAGGCCUUUGGUUUUGGACAGACCUCCUUUGGUGAGCAGAAACCCAGUGGGACCUUCAGCACUGGAGGAGGGAGUGUCGCAUCCCAGGGUUUUGGCUCCUUCGCUUCUCCGACAAAACCAGGUGGAUUUGGCAGCGCUCCAGUGUUUGGGAGUCCCCCUGGCUUCGGUAGUUCUCCAGCAUUUGGAGGUGCUGCGUCAUUCGGCGCCAACCCUUCAUUCAACAACAACAUGGUUUCCUCCGCUGGUAAAGUGUUUGGAGAGGGAACCACGGCCUCCAGCAUGGGAGGAUUUGGGUUUGCCUCACCUCCCCCCGCCCCGUCCUUUGGCGCUCUAGCUAAUCAGAACCCUCCGUCAUUUGGGAACUUGGCCCAGCAGGGCUCUGGGUUUGGAAUUCAGCCCAGCAGCUUCUCAGGGUUUGGACAGCAGCCACAGGCAGGAGAACAAGAAAUGAUGUGAGAAAAGUCAUACAACAUAAAAUAGUCAGACAAGCAAUGGAUUCUCUGGAAACACCUUUGGCUCUUCAAACCAAUCAAGCUCACAAACAUUUGCCAGUUGGAGAAGCUAGUUUUAUUAAACCUCCAUGAGCUACAGUACUUCCUGCAAUCAAGUCCUUUGUGCCGCACAAUGAGAGGAGAGACAGGGGAAGACUGUGGUGCAUUUUGGUUCAAGGGGUAAAUAAAGUAAAUUAGAAAAUAGUUUUACACAUAUUUUUUUUUGGACAGAAACUUAUGAAUGUUUGGAAAAAAACACAAGAUUUCAACCAGCUUGCAGAGUUUGGCUGAUUAUCUGGAUUUAAUAUUUAUUGGGAAUAAGAAAGUCAAGUAUUGAGAACUUGACAUCAAUACAAACAAGACCAGUCAGUGAGAAGUACCUGGAAAAACAGAUUCUCAGCAAUAUCUUUGACAAAUAGUCAUUUUGAUUUGACCUGUCACUGAAAGUGUAGUAACAUACAUUGAUGUAGUUCCCAUGAUUUAAGUAUCAUUGCAGUCAAUGUUCCAGUCAUACUCCUGAGUAAUGUUGCCUUCUGUUCAGCAUUUUAAAAUUGUAAUGUCUUCACUUUGACAUAUCACAAUGUACAAAGAGAAAUGUUCAGAAGUAAAACUCUAAACUGUCUUUAAUGGGAUUAUAUAGAAAGGUGUUCACAGCAUCUAAUGUUCCUCACAGUGCUAAACAGUAAUUUGUCAAAUGUACACCCAUGAAGAAUAUAUCAAAAUAGAACAUUUUGAGUCUUGCUAAAAGGAAUUGUGAUUUAAUAUAAAAAAACUAAUAUUUUUGCAGUAAGUCCUCUUUAUGUAUAUUUUUACACAAAACAAUUGGAAAUAAAUCAAAUAUCUCAAAAUGUCUCUACUCUAAACUCUCUUAGUACCACAGCUUAAUUGUGAACCGUCACAAUAACGACUCAUCGAUUAUGAGUUGUCUUUCCAGUAAAUAUGUCAUGUUAUGGUUUAAUUUUCUUGCAUAAAAAUCGAGGACUAAAGUGAACAUUGUCUAA